UUUUUUUUUUUUUUUUUUUAGUUCCUCUGUGGCUCCAGAACUGAGCGAUCCUCUCCUCUUCUCUGCCUCGCUCCCCCCUUCGCCAUUUCUCGCCUUCGAAGCCCACAGAGAGAGAGAGAGAGAGAGAGAGAAGGUGGGGGGGAUUGAGAUCUGGAGGCGGCGGAAUCUAGGGUUAGGGUUUCGUUCUGGCGGCGUCGGCGUCGCGCGAGCUGGAGGCGAAGAUGAGCGCGAAUCCGGCAACGGCGAGCUCGCAUGGCAACCUCGACGAGCAGAUUGCGCAGCUCAUGCAGUGCAAGCCCCUAUCAGAACAAGAGGUGGAAUUGGCUUGGUGAAGAUGGCAGAGGAAGAGAACCUAAUUCCAUCAAUUCAGCAAUCUUGUGAUUUGUUGACAUCUUAUCACCUAUCAAAUAAUGGUGAUCUUGCCUUCUCACUUGUGUGGGAGAUAGCCUCCAAAAUAAUGGGGGUGGGCAACUAAACGGAACCUGAAAGAAUAUGAAAUACACCCUUUGGUUCUUCUAUGUAGUAAGAAAGUCUGUUGUUUCUACUACAUCUCUCUUUUUCAGAUUCCCUCCCAAAAUUUUAAGUAUAUGUGAAUUAGUGAAAAAAAUAUCAGGUGACUUUUCAUCAUUGCUUUUUACUUAAUUAUGCAUUAUAUAUCUGCUAUAUACCCAAUUCGUUAACAGCAGUUGCUAUUUUUAAAUCAGAAGUCAACUUUGUCACUUAAAAUGUAGGCUUAGCUUAGCUUUCAAAUUUUCUAAAAUCUCUAUCAUGCAGGUUAGGGUGUUAUGUGAGAAGGCAAAAGAAAUUUUGAUGGAAGAGAGCAAUGUUCAGCCUGUGAAAAGCCCUGUUACAAUAUGUGGUGACAUUCAUGGGCAAUUUCAUGAUCUUGCAGAACUAUUUCGAAUUGGAGGGAAGUGUCCAGAUACAAAUUACUUAUUUAUGGGAGAUUAUGUAGACCGUGGGUACUAUUCUGUUGAAACUGUUACGCUAUUGGUGGCCCUGAAGGUGCGCUAUCCGCAACGAAUUACCAUCCUUAGAGGAAACCAUGAGAGUCGUCAGAUUACUCAAGUUUAUGGAUUUUAUGAUGAAUGCUUACGAAAAUAUGGUAAUGCAAAUGUAUGGAAGAUCUUCACAGACCUUUUCGAUUAUUUCCCACUGACAGCAUUGGUUGAAUCAGAAAUAUUUUGCCUUCAUGGUGGGUUAUCUCCAUCUAUUGAGACCCUUGAUAACAUACGCAACUUCGACCGUGUUCAAGAAGUUCCUCAUGAGGGAGCUAUGUGUGAUCUUCUAUGGUCUGACCCGGACGAUAGAUGUGGGUGGGGUAUUUCUCCCCGUGGUGCUGGAUACACCUUUGGCCAAGAUAUAUCUGAACAAUUUAACCAUACCAACAACCUCAAGCUGAUAGCUAGAGCUCAUCAAUUGGUCAUGGAGGGAUAUAACUGGGGACAUGAACAAAAAGUGGUAACCAUAUUCAGUGCCCCUAAUUAUUGCUACCGCUGUGGGAAUAUGGCUUCCAUCUUGGAAGUUGAUGACUGCAAGGGGCAUACAUUUAUCCAGUUUGAGCCAGCCCCCAGAAGAGGAGAACCCGAUGUAACUCGUAGAACACCUGAUUACUUCCUAUGAAGCAAUUAUUGAAGGAGGCGAUUUUCAGAUUUCUGGAAACAGGUCUAUGCUUGCUAAAUGAGGUUGUGAAGCAGAUAUUUCCUUGAGAUUCUAUGAUCAGAUUGACAUUUUUAUUUCAGGCUGCUGUGCUUGGUGGUUUGUGGGGAAAAGGAAUGCAUAAUUGGUGGGAGGGUUCUAUUUGUUUCUUUAGUUACAGACCAGUAAUUGGUUUCCAUUGUGGUCAGAGGCAGCAGGGCUCAUAUUGCAGAGUCUGCAGCAGCAUGUAUCAUUUUUAAGAGAACUACGCCCCCUUUUGUUGUGUGUGUUUUCUUUUUCUUUUUUCUUCUUUCAUGUCCUUUUUUUGAUCUUGUAGAGGGGAAGAAUUUUGAAUUUAGGGGGUGCCUUGCUCAAGUAUUAGAUUUAACUGCUUUAUCUGCAAUGAUUCUCUUUUUCUGCUUGCAUCCGGUCAGAGGCGAACAUUCUACUUUCAAAAGGUAUAAGAAAUUUCUGUGAGCAUGCCUUCCAUGGUUUAA
Phoenix dactylifera (date palm) is the source of this 2135-nucleotide messenger RNA. The record is from RefSeq and is a predicted model, not a curated record. Lineage: Eukaryota; Viridiplantae; Streptophyta; Magnoliopsida; Arecales; Arecaceae.